AACGAAAUUGCGAAAAAGAUUGACCCCACUGAUUUGUGGAACCAUAUCUAUGAUAUCCCUUGAGAAAUUCCUCCAGAAUACCAUCCCUGUAUUUAGAGUGCUUAUCUGACCUUGUAAGCUAGGUCAUCUAUACGACUCACAAAUGCAGCUUUUUCUUCGCUGGUCACCGCCAUUGUACUCCGGGACAACAGUGAGAGCAACAUAGCUUCGUUGGCCUUGCUCCGAUUCAAUGGUCAGCUGGUCAGAUGGUCGGAGAAAUUAUGAGCGAUCCAGCCUGUGCCAAGAGCAGAUCAGUUCAUAUCCAAGGCCCUUGCUGGAUACUUCCAGGUCAAGCAUUAAAUGCCCCAGCGUCGCAACUAUCUACGUAUGUAUCUUUUCCCUAUAUCAGAAGACAUGGCGCACGACGGCCACAAUUGUGGAUAGAACAUCAGCAUAUGCGACGAAAGCCUCAGGCAUCAGCCCGGUCAUCCCAUUAUACUCCCAUAAGACAACGCUGAGAGGCCCUGCGUAUUGCCGACACGGCGAAAGAACCUCCUCAGAACUCUGCUUUCCGGAGAACUUGAGGAGUGACUCAUACCCCCUGACUAGGCUCCCUGAGCUUCUGCACCAGAAUGGAUCUCCAAUCGCGGGCCCCCAUGCUUUCAUGAUGCCCUUCAGAAAAUAAAAAGCUGUGUUUGCUCCACUUCGGAACUCAUGUCAAAUCUUUGUAUGGCAAUAACUCGUGACUAAAUUCGGAUAUAGCACAAGAGCGCCAAAAGGCAGCAUAUAUCGCCUAACAUCGGUCUAAACUAACUUACUGCGCUCACUACAAUACA
Messenger RNA from Pseudovirgaria hyperparasitica, 815 nucleotides. RefSeq lists its product as uncharacterized. Bases 230 to 664 code for a protein of 144 amino acids. Lineage: Eukaryota; Fungi; Ascomycota; Dothideomycetes; Acrospermales; Acrospermaceae. The record is from RefSeq and is a predicted model, not a curated record. The transcript has a single exon.